AUGGUCAAACGGGGAGGAAUGAUUUGCGUAACGGAAGGGGGAGAAGAAACAUUGAGAAACUGUUGGUCUUCGAGUCAACUCAUCAACAUCAACUUUUCAGCUUAUCAACAUCAACUAAUGGAUCCCUUGUUGGUGAUCGAGGCCAAAGAUGUUCUGGAGGCUCAAAAAUCAACGGAUUUCCAUCGGCCCAAGAAAUGGUUGGGCAUGCUGCCCAAUCCAGAUCUUGUUGAAAGAGGCGCCGAUGCCCGACUUAGCCAGGUCACCAAUGGUUUAGCGGUAGCACUACGGGAAAACGAUCCGCCAGCCAUCGAAUUCUACUGUGCAGCUAUGAAAAGUUACAUCUUCCGUUUCUCCUUUCGUCUUCCGAAAAAAAUGAUCACCGAUAUGGUGCCGCUUCUCGUUCAAUCAGCGACAAUUCCUGCACAGCCUCCCAGCCUCGUUUAUGUCAUUUUCGAGACCAUACAAACACUUUUACAAGAAUCGGGACUAACUCGAUCCGAUAUGAUCAUUUCGAUGAAGCCACUUUUCGAUAUGUUGAGCGGCAUAAUCUUUGGCAAGAAAGAAUCUCAAAGAAUUCUCUACUCAAAAAUUUCCGAUCCGCUAAUUUCACUGAAGAAAUUCUACUCUCUACAAGAUGUUGAAGAGCUCUGGAAAGAAAAGAUCUUACCUCUGUUGUCACCGAUGGUGCAUGGGCGACAGAUCAGCAUUUUUUUCCUUAUCUUCAUGCCGACUGAUCUCACUCAAGAAGAACACCGAGUCUACGGCGCCAGUCAAUGGUUUCCGAUGAUUUGGAAUCUCUUCUCGUCGUGCAAACGAAAAAGUCAAUGGACAAUCAAACUUGUUCGGAUCUUUUACAAACUGGAACGUGACUGCCCUGGACUAAUAGACUGGCGAAAAUAUGAUGAAGAGCUUUUCUCGUGUGUAUUAAAAUGCUUUCAGGGACAUCAAAAGGGUUCAAAUAUCGAUCGAAUCACUUUGGCCACCAAUUUGGCCCAUUUGAUAGCAUACCGGCUGGGUGGAGAUCACUCGUGUUUCUCCCAUCUUCAACGAAUUCUUCGUUUUGUCGGCCCACUCAUGCAUCCAUCUAGCGACGUGGAUCACACGGAUAUCAUUUUCACAUUUUUGCAAGAGUUAACGAAGAAGAUGUUAGGCCGAUAUCGACGAGAGCGAAUCAAGAAGCACACCGUUCAUCUCAGAUCAUCAGAAUAUCACUUGGGCGAUGAAGACUUGAAAACGAUCGUUUCUUCAAUUCUCCCAAUCAUCCUUCCAAGCAUUUUCGAUAAGAGUCACAGAACGGAACCAGCCAUAAUUCUGAAAUAUUUGGCGACAUUUGCACCAGAUAUGGUGCUUCCGGAGAUUCUCAAAAUCGUUUUUCCCUCGUUAAAGGCCAACUCGGAACCUCAUCGUCUAAAGCAGUCGCUCAGAUGUCUUGAGCAAGUCAUCCUGCUUCUUUGUCAAGAAAAAUCGGAAAUGCCAACCAAUUUCCCAGCUUUGAUUGAUCAAAAGGAGAUUCCGAAUAUUUCCAUCAGAUGCCAUGUCAUCUUUCUUUUGGAAGGAUUACUAGAAGGAUUGGACAUCAACGACCUCGGGAAAACCUAUCUCGUCGUUCAAAUCAUGUCCAACAUUUUCUAUUUGGUGCCAACGGUGGAUUGCACUGCUUUGGCUGAAAAUGAUGAUCCAAAGAUCGCAUUAACCAAAGAAGAGCGAACCCUUUGUCGGCUGACAGCUCGACUACCAAAAAUUGCUGAAAAUGUCUUGGAAAAGAUUCUAUCAAUCGUUGAAGGGAUGGGAGAGGAUUUGCAAAGGAGUGACGAGUGUGAGAUUGGGGCCGACAGCGAAAAAAUGGUACGAAACGAGGCUUUUCUCCGUGAUGACAUCGAUAAACUUUUCUCCGCUCUUUUCAGCAAUGCAUCAAAGCAAACACGAGUGAAACACGCUCACCGAAUUUUUCUCUUUGUCCGAUCGACAGUGAUCGCUCCAUCAGCUGCCGCAAAAAUCACGCAGACUUUGGUCCGAUUGACGACAUUUUAUGUGCCCGAAGUAGCUGAAGAGCUGUCGAUGUUGAUUUGUGACAAAGUGAUCGAGGAACUCGACGAGUUCACUAAAUCGAGAGCCGAAAAGAGCAAUGGCGCUCUGCAAUGGUGGUCUGGGUUGUUCGAAUCUCUUUUAAGUAGAUACUACCAUUUGGUGAAUGAGAAGACCAGAGAGAAGAUGCUCAAAGUGAUUGAUGAUCUCUUAGCGAAAACGGAUCAGCCACUUUAUGAGUCAGGAAUCAAUGCUUUGGGUGGAUAUUUAUGGUGUACUUCCCAAAGUCGAGAGGCUGGAUAUUUGGCGAUUUAUGCCGAAAUCGACAAGCCUAUCGAGGAAUGGAUUCCAGUCCGCCAUUGGGGUGAACUUUUCGAUGAAGAUCAUCAAAAAGCCCAUUGGAACGUCCCAACCCAGGCUAAAAUUGAUUUCGCACAAUUCAUCAUCAACGAUUAUUUCAAGAAAGCGGUUCAACGCCUAAAAAACUCGAAAGAUGCUGAUAGCAAAGCGCUUCGUCGCGAUAUUUGCAUCGUUCGUUCCUUGUUUGACACUUCGAAAGUUCUACUACCAUCAAUUAGAAACGUUGAAAUUUUGAUGAAAGAGGAUGAUGAGAUGAUGAUUCCUCUCUUUGUUCCAAGGCCAACAAUCUCCGAACAUGCAUUGACUUUGGACGGCGAUGACAUCCGUGAAGCCUUCAUCGGAGCAAUGGAAGUGCUCAUUGAUCAGGAAUUAGAGGGUCGAAAAGACGAGGCUCAGCUCCGUCUCCAAAUCGCCCAAUCGCCACUCACGGCCACCAAUUCAUCUAUGGAUUUUGGGGAUAAUGUCACUAACCAACGAGAUACGGUAAAGGAAUUGAGGGCUCGGAUUCAAUGUGAAAUUCAUCUCAGUGAGAGGGCACCUUCAGCUCUUGUGAACGCCAUUUUGGAAUUGAUGCAUGCGGAAUACAAAUACUUUUUACCCGAUGGUCUUUUCACUUCAUUUCAUCUACGCGUUCUUCGAAUCCUUGUCAAAUGCUCUUUGAGUAUUUACAAAGAGGCGCGUCGAAAAGCUCGAAAUGAUCUCGUCACUAUGUGUGAUUCUCAUCAAGAAGCAAAACAAUAUGUCAUUCAACCGGUGAUCGAUGUGCUCGAAGCUGUUGAGAAAAACGAUGAUCAAAUUGUAAAGGCUGCCCUUCAUCUGAUUUGCGAUCUCAAACUGGCCGCCCAUCCACAAGCGAAAUAUCGUAAUGAGAUUUGGAAGGCUCUCCUUGAGAUGACCGUCAAUAAUCGGCCGAGUAUUAUCCGGGCUCUAGGACAAAUUCUAGAGGAUAUCUCCGAAAUGUCACCAUUACCUCAAUCGGGUUAUCCCUCAUCACCUAUAAAAGAAGAAAGAGAAAAAGCGGAGAAAAUCCUUUCUUUCGAUGCUCAGAAAUUUUGUGAUCAACUCGAAAAAGACGAUCUCUGGACGUUCUACAAAAUGGAAGACUUCCACAAUCGAUACAAAGAGUAUCAGAAAAAGAAAAUAGUUGAAGAGAUCAGAUCCAAUGAGGAGUUUACGAAGAAGUUGCUGAAUUCGUGUGACUCGACGUUGAUCCAUGCGAUGCAGCGGGAGCUAGCCCAGCAAAUGCUCUUGGCCACUCAUCACUUUUUACCAACACCGGCUGUGCUCAAGGUUUUCUUGGCCUACACAAGCCAUGAUCAGAGCCACACUCGGUGCGUUGCCUGGCAGUCUAUCAAGCUAUGGCUAAAGAUCAACAAGCCAAAGAUGAAAAAAAUCGAGUGGACGGGACCUGAAAGGAAUUCAUCAAUUUCCCCAUUCGCUUGUGGUAUUCGAUCAGACAAUCAAUUUGCUGCUUAUGCCGUCGAAAGAUUGCCUAAAGAUGAAGAAACAUGGAACAAGACGAUUUUCAUCAAAAAGCGCCAUGGUGGCUACAAAUGGCCAAGUUCUCCGAUUAAAGUGGAACAAGGCGGUUGUGGUUUGGCAGAGUCCAAAGUGCCCGAAUUCGACUCUGUGAUCAUCGAGUUCUUCACGAAUUCCGAAAAUAUCAAAAAGCUCAUGAAAAUUUGGACGGUCAACACAAAUGGAAAAGUGAACAAUUAUCUCUGGAGGAGUGAGCACAAUCAUGUGGCGACGACGAUCAAAUACCUCAUUCGAAACUAUGAACCCGUGGAUGGGAUACAAGAGAUCUUUACCGAUAAUCUGAAGAAAUUGAGGACCAAGAAGAAAAAAGAAGAGCAACGCGUCGCCUUCGAUCUCUUUUACGGAAUUGUCAAGGGUUCUCGUCAUCACUCGUUCUCUCGCCUUGAAAAGCUUUGGUCAUGGCUUGCCCCAUCUUUUAUCACUCUUCUCGAUAACAUUCAUUCAGAUGAAAGUAAAGAAACGGAAAAUUAUGGAAAUAAUACAAUUAAAUUGCUUUUCAAAAAUGAAGAUCUACGUCGUUUCUGGUGGCUCAUCGAAGCCCUUGUUGAGUCGAUCAAUUCGACGAAAACUUUCGAGAACAGCUGGCACUAUGCUUUUAAAACGAAGCUUCUCUCGAUGAGCACUUGGAGGGAAACUGAGCUCCGAAAUCGGCUGAUUGAUCGGGCUCUCGAUUUUCUCCCAAUUACUCGAAAAACUGGACAACGAGAAGGAAUCGUCAAAAUUCUAACUGAUGCAAUUCGAUGUGGAACGGAUAAUAUCGGAAAUGACUUUUCAACGAUCCCAUCCACUUUCCAACUUGGUCAAAUUGAUCAAUGGAUUGAAGUGAUCUAUCGAAAGCUGGCCGAUCUUCUUCGAAAUGUGGAGAAAUCCAUUGACUUUCCUAAACUUUCAUCGGAAUUGGCCAAACUUGAAAUUGAUGGUGGUAUUGAUUGCAAAUUUGAGCAGCAUCUGAAGGAAUUGAACCAAGGUUCACCAAUUUCUAAUGAUGGGCUUGAAGAUUCAAUAAGUUUCAAGGGUUUGCCUACACCUCCCGAAGAGAAAGACGAGAACUUGUCACCUGAUUUCGUCACCGAGUUGUCAGAGAAGUUGAGCGAGACUCAACUCGAUGUAGCUCACAAGAAACCAAAAGUCUCUCCUCUUGCAUCACCGGUGUCUCUUGAUUUUACGAUUUCUCCUCUCGAAUGCACAUCCCUUAUCGAGAUCAUUCAAGGGAAUCAAUGUGAUAAGGCGAUCACCUACAUCCGUACACUCGUCGAACUGUUGACCGCCUAUUACAAAAAUUCGGUGUUCGGAACUAACGAAGCGAUCCUCUCAACUCUUCCAAUGAUCCUACAAAUAUCUUGUGAUGAGCCUGAUCGAUACCUUGUACUUGUUGGUAGCGACUUGAAGCAAUUGGCGUGUACCCUUGCUUUCGAGUACAUCGCUUCACACAUCGAUAAAAAACAUACUGAUUUAAUGCUUCAAACGCUUGAAGAGACUUUCAACUCGAUAACUCUAUGGAAAGUGAAACGAGGAGUGCUGAAAUUCUUGAGAGUGGCUAUCAUCGGCAAUUUAUUUGCUUUUGCAGACAAAAAUCAAGAGCAACGAGUGCUGGGAAUUGUUGUAAAAGGACUUACAGACGUUCAGCCAGAAGUGCAGGGGAAAGCUGUAAAGUGUUUGAUGAAUUUGGCCUAUUCAGGAUAUUUCGAAGUCGAUCAUCGAUUUUUGGAAAUCUUCGCAAAUUUGUGUACUUCAUCGAUCAAAACGAUCUCCGAUGGUGGCCUCCUCGCCUAUUGUGCUAUUGUUGAGGCUUUUCCAUUCAGUUGUCCACAAUUUCUCCCAAAGUUGAUCACGAAAUUGUGCUCUUUGCCAGCAAAUCCUCAAAGUCAAGUCGUUAAGAAAUUCAUCGCGAAAGCUCUCCGUGAUUUCCGUUUCACUCAUCGAGAAUGUUGGGAUGAGACAAAAAGGGUCCUUGGGAUCGAUCUACUGUAUCAAGUGGAGAACGCCUGUGCACCCAGCUAUUACGCU
Molecule: messenger RNA, 5931 nt
Organism: Mesorhabditis belari
Lineage: Eukaryota; Metazoa; Nematoda; Chromadorea; Rhabditida; Rhabditidae
Source: the annotation of a GenBank genome assembly